AUGAGAUUGCAUGUAGGGCUGCUUAAAACCUUCUGGGCAGAAGCUAUAAACACUGUUGCCUACUUGAUAAACAAGGGACCCUCUAUUCCUCUUAAAUUCAUAAUUUCUGAAGAAGCCUGGAGCAAUAAAAAGCUCAAAACCCUCGCAUCUUCACUCACUGAAGCAAGUACGUACAAUCUUCUUCUCUUUGUUUUUCCUUUCGAUUACCUCUCUGAUCCGAUUACAGUAUUCAUCGCUCUUAUUUCUCAUUCCAGAAACUGCAAGCUGACUGUUUCUGUACGGAAAAUGGAAACCCUAGAAGACGAAAAACGGCAAGAUACGGUCGAUUUAGAUAUGAAACCAGCUCAAGAGUUGGUGGAGAAGCCAGAUCAAGGCAAAGAGAAGGACACGGAAGAGAAAGAAGAGGCGAAGGAAGGGGAAAACAUGGUGGAAGAAGAAGCGGCGAAGGAAGUGGAACAGAAGGAAGAAGGAGCGGUUAAGGAAGGGAAAUACGUCGAGGAAGAAGCAGAGAAGAGAGUGGAGGAUGUUGAAAUAGCUGAGGCUGAGAAAGUAAAGGAGGGAUCUGAAGUGAAUGCGGAAGAGAAUAGUGAAAAUGAAGAGAAGAAGGUGAAGAAAGUUCGUAAGAGGAGAUCUGAGAAGACAACUAAAUCACCGGCUUCAGACAAGGAAGAGCCUGUUACGCCUAAUGAAAGGCCAACACGGGAAAGGAAGACGGUUGAACGCUAUUCAGCACCCCAAUCAUCAAGAAGUGCGACUAAGGGGUUAUCAAUUGAGCAGGGUAAAGGCACACAUCUUAAAGAUAUACCCAAUGUGGCUUACAAGUUAUCAAAGAGAAAGCCUGAUGACAAUUUGCAGGUUCUUCACUCAAUCCUGUUUGGAAAGAAAACAAAGAUACACACAUUAAAGAAAAACAUUGGCAACUUUUCUGGCUAUGUGUGGAUUGAGAACGAGGAAAAGCAAAAGGGUAAGAUUAAGGAUAAACUUGACAAAUGUAUUAAGGAGAAGCUAUUGGAUUUCUGCGAUGUUCUUAACAUUCCAGUUAAUAAGACUUCCACUAAGAAGGAGGAACUUUCAAUAAAGUUGUUGGAAUUUUUGGAAGCUCCAGAAGCUACCACUGAUACCUUGCUUGCUGAAAAAGAACAGAGAAGCAAAAAGCGAAAGGCAAGGGUGGCAAAGAGAUCUCGUGAGAGGCCUUCAAAGAAGAAGAAGAAGGAAACUGAAACUGAUGACAAGGAGGAACAAGUUCCUGAAGCAGAGGAAGAUGAUGAAGAAGAUGAGGAUGAUGAUGAUGUAACUCUGCCUUUAGACACCAAAUCUGGUUCUGAGGAUAUGGAUGAGGAUGAGAAGGUUCACGAGCAAGAAAGUGAUGAAGAGACUAAGUCUGAAGAUAAGGAAGAGGGAGAAGAAGAAAAACCUAAAAAGAAGGUUCCAUCUGAGAAAAAAUCAACUAAGAAGUCUGUGAAAGAGUCUGGGAGCAAAGAAAAGGAGGAUAAAUCUGUAAAAUCCCCCAAAAUAUCUACCAGUGUUGCGAAAAAGAAGCGUGCAAGUGAUUCUGUGGAGGCUUCUGGAUCAGCUGCUUCAAAACAGAAGGUGGUCUCAGCAAGUAAGAGCAAAAAAGUUGAGAAGGAAAAGGAAAAACCAGUGAAGGAGAAAGGCAAGUCGUCGUCAAAGGAUCAAGAAAAAGGAAAACGAAAGGUUGGAAAGAAGUCUAAACCAGAACCCAGCAGAGAAGAAAUACAUGCAGUUGUUGUAGAUACUUUGAAGGAAGUUAACUUCAAUACGGCAACUUUGGCAGAUAUUAUCAAAUUACUAGGCAAACAUUUUGAGCUAGAUCUUUUGCAUAGAAAAGCCGAGGUGAAGGAGAUAAUCACUGAAGUCAUAAACAAUAUGACAGAUGACGAAGAAGAUGAAGACGAGGAAGAAGAAGAAGAUGAUGAUCAAGGAGAAUCCAAUUCUGCCGACGAGAAAGAUGAUGAUGAGAAGGAUGAUGAUGACGACGACGAUGAUGGAGAAGACAAGUGAUCGGCUGAUCUGUAGACUUAACCGUUAGAUUAAUAUCUUGAUAUGUUGUUAGCAGCUAUAUUUGAAACUGUUUUUGUACUGUUUUUGUUUCACAUUUUGUUAUAGAUUGUAAUCUUAUUUAGUUACCUUUCUUGUUUAACUAUUGUUGGUGGGUUCUAUAUGAAUUUUUAAGCUGAUUUUCUGUAUAAAUAGUCAAAUGCUAUUUAUUGAAUAACAAUA
Messenger RNA from Impatiens glandulifera, 2241 nucleotides. RefSeq names its product DEK domain-containing chromatin-associated protein 1-like. The record is from RefSeq and is a predicted model, not a curated record. Gene Ontology annotation, cellular component: nucleus. Gene Ontology annotation, molecular function: DNA binding; histone binding. Gene Ontology annotation, biological process: regulation of double-strand break repair; chromatin organization. The transcript is spliced from 12 exons. The coding region runs from base 1 to 2022 and encodes 673 amino acids. Lineage: Eukaryota; Viridiplantae; Streptophyta; Magnoliopsida; Ericales; Balsaminaceae.